AUGUCUUAUGGAACUCCAGUACUAUGUGACUUCGGCGAGGCUAGAAUUGGGACAGAAAACCACGCCGAGGACAUCGUGCCAGAUGUGUACAGGGCUCCUGAAUUGAUUCUGCAAAUACAUUGGAAUUACAAGGCCGACAUUUGGAACGUGGGCGUGUUGACUUGGGACCUAUUCGAAGGUCAGCAGCUUUUUCAAGCCCGAGAUGCCCAGGGUCGCCUGGACGAUGCACAGCAUCUCGCAGAAAUGCAAGCUAUCCUGGGACCUCCUCCUUUGGACUUUGUUCAACGUGGUGACUGGAACUCAGAUAUUUCUGUUCCAACAUACAACCUUGAAACCCUAGAAGAGAAGCUUGAAGGGAAUGACAAGGGCAGACUUUUGCAGUUCAUGCGAAGGAUGUUGUGCUGGAGUCCAGAUGACCGGGCCACGGCGAAGGAGCUGUUAUUUGACCCAUGGCUGAUGGAGGGGCUUUUUAAGUGA
Molecule: messenger RNA, 477 nt
Organism: Aspergillus caelatus
Lineage: Eukaryota; Fungi; Ascomycota; Eurotiomycetes; Eurotiales; Aspergillaceae
Product: kinase-like domain-containing protein
Exons: 3
Coding region: 1-477 (158 amino acids)
Biological process (GO): protein phosphorylation
Molecular function (GO): ATP binding; protein kinase activity
Source: RefSeq, a predicted model, not a curated record